Molecule: messenger RNA, 2408 nt
Organism: Saccostrea cuccullata (small rock oyster)
Lineage: Eukaryota; Metazoa; Mollusca; Bivalvia; Ostreida; Ostreidae
Exons: 10
Coding region: 26-1354 (442 amino acids)
Biological process (GO): proton transmembrane transport
Cellular component (GO): plasma membrane
Molecular function (GO): voltage-gated proton channel activity
Source: RefSeq, a predicted model, not a curated record
UGUAGAAUUCUGACUAAACACCAAAAUGGGGAUUUUAUCUCAAAAAAGGAAAAGGAGAAGGCAGGAAUUCACAGGCUUAAAGGCGCUGGCGUCAGGUGUCUUAGCUAUGGCAAAAGCUCAUGCCGAACUGGACAAAACAGAGAAGAGUUUAGAAUAUGAAAUAGAAAGGGAAAAUCGAAAACCACCAUCUUCAUGUAUUGGCAGGUCACGAUUUUUGGGAUACAAUUUAAUGCAUACCAAACAUGUGUUGAUGUGUAUUGUCAUCUUAAAUGUUAUUGACUGUGUCCUCGUGCUUGGGGAACUCAUAUUGGAUAUAUUCUAUCUCAAGAGAGUUCUUGACCACGAAGAAAUGGCUAACUUAUAUUUCGUGAAAACAAUGAAAUCAACAUAUCCAGAGGAUUUACACAACCUUUAUGAAACAGACAUCAAUGUUUUACAUUCCAUGAUUCUGUCGUCUCGAGUGGAUUUCACAUCGGUAACUUCUGCAUCAUACAGUCCUUUAGCGUUUAUUUCUUCUGUGGAUUCUCAACAUAAUGAAACUAAUUAUCAACAACAGCCGAAAUUGGACAAACGGUCCCUUGAGACUACUGGCGUGUAUUCUGAAUAUUUCAUUAACAACUCAUCUGGAGUUUGGUCAUCAAAUGUCAGCAAUGAUCAGUGGAACUUUAGCAAUAGGAGUCACCCAGAAAUUCAACACGACGAUCACUCACAUAGUUUAGAAGUGAUUCUAGCUCACAAACUACAUUAUUGCAGCAUUUCUAUCCUUGCCAUAUUGGUUGUGGAGAAUAUUUUAAAAGUAAUAUGUGGUGGAAAAGAACAUUUUGAAAAGAAGUUAGAGGUCUUCGAUGGUUUUAUCGUGGUGGCGUCUUUUGUGGUGGAUCUAGUUUUUAUAAGAGGACUAAGUGCCUACAAAAUUCAGAAAUUCGUGGUUAUUUUGGCAUUUCUUGUGCCAUGGAGAGUCAUUCGAGUGGUCAACAGUUUGGUGGUAGCAGUUAUUGAUCACGAGCACUUCAGGAUGAAGCUUUUAUAUAAGCAGAAAAAACAAGUAGCCAGUGAUCUUAAAACGUCUAAAGCAGACAAUAAGGCACUUCAGGCCUGCAUUGACUCAUUACGCAGUAGAGCUGUCUCUGCAGGUAUUCCAGAAGGAGAACUAGAUGAAAUAAUAGCUUCCAGCCUUACUCCUGUCAAGAAGAAAAAGAAAAUAUCAACGUCUAUGUUUCCUGCCUCCUUCAGUCUCGGUUCUCUUGGUUUCACUCGGCAAAACAGCACAAAAAACUCUAACACGAAUGCAGAGGUCAUUUAUGUUGAUGUUGAUAAUAACACUUGUUUCCAUGACAAUAAUGACAACAAAUAAUUGCAAGGGAAUAUGUGAUUUUAGGCAGCAGAAUAGCAUUUUUACCUGGAUCGAAUAGCCAAAAGGCUAGGGGAUAUAAAAAUGCUAUUGUUUAUUCAAAUGAUGCAUUUAAAAAGACAUUUAUAUCUAUAUGCACUUUUCAAAAACAGGUUUGGGAAUCACGCUUGUCAUAUUUAGUUCAGAUCAAGAUAUUCUACGUAUUCGGAUUAAUUUUAGAUGAAUUCCUGUUUUCAGUAGGAAUUAUUUCAUUUGUGAAAUCAAUUUUAAAUAGACUGUUAAGACACAGAUUAUCUGCUCAGAGCAGAGGUAAUGCAGAAAUGGGUGCAGGUGCCUUGAACAUAAGCAUUUAUAUACUCAGAGAACAAGAAAUUCAUACUUUCAAUUUAAUGUCACAUAAAGGUUCAGCACUUUGUAUUGAUACGUCACUUUUCGAAGAAUUUCUGCACAAAAGAAAACAAAAGCUUAUUUACAUAUCCCAUAUUUUCUAACAUGAAUUUUAAGGAGAACAAAAAAGUUUUUUUUUCUGAAUGUUCAUGUUUUAAAUUGGAAUUCCAUCAUAAAUACGAAUCUAGAUGUUAGGCAAACACUGUAAAUUGCCAUUUUCUUAUCUGCAUAAAAUAUUUUUCAACGAGAUCCCCCCCCUUCUGUGCAAUGUUUUACUCCUGUUCAAAAUGCAUUGUGAUUUCUCCGCCAAAAAUCUGGAUAUCGUACAACUUAAAACUGGGAGGACUUGUAUUGAAAUUCCAUCCAUUUGCAAGUAAAAUCCAUUGAGAUUAAAAAUUUCCGAUCGAGAUGUUUCCUGACCAGUUUACCAUUGCUUGUCUAUUUAUUCUUUUGAAGGUGUUGGUUUGUAUAAUACUUUUUACUGUAGAACUUGGAAACGUAAACGUGAUAUGCUGUGUAUAACACAAUCAAAUACGUUUCCUGACAAUCAAACUUUACAUGUCAAUUAUUCAGAUCUACAAGGUAAUUAAAAACAUGUUUGUUUAUAACAUUAUGUUAAUGUUAUAUGGAGCUGAAGUCUUUUACAUGAAUCAAAUUUCAUUAAUUUAAA